Molecule: messenger RNA, 6550 nt
Organism: Pteronotus mesoamericanus
Lineage: Eukaryota; Metazoa; Chordata; Mammalia; Chiroptera; Mormoopidae
Gene: ABI2
Product: abl interactor 2
Exons: 12
Coding region: 227-1855 (542 amino acids)
Biological process (GO): neuron migration
Cellular component (GO): actin-based cell projection; SCAR complex; lamellipodium
Molecular function (GO): signaling adaptor activity; SH3 domain binding
Source: RefSeq, a predicted model, not a curated record
GGCCAGCUGUCGCCGCGGCGACUGUCCUCGGAGUCCGCCGGCUCGCGCCCCGCCCCCGUCCCUGCUGACCCCUCCCCUGUCGCGCGGGGGGUGCUGCUCGCUCCUCCCGAGUUGCGGCCGCCGCGGCCGCUGCGCCUCCUCGCGCAGGCUCGGGCUUCCCUGGCGCCGCGGCCGCCGCUGCCUCUGCGGUCUGCAUGAGGAGGAGGAGGAGGAGGAGGAUGUGAAGAUGGCGGAGCUGCAGAUGCUGCUGGAGGAGGAAAUCCCGGGGGGCCGCCGGGCCCUCUUCGACAGCUACACAAAUCUGGAACGGGUGGCCGAUUACUGCGAGAACAACUACAUCCAGUCAGCAGAUAAGCAGCGAGCCCUAGAAGAAACCAAAGCCUAUACCACCCAGUCCUUAGCAAGUGUUGCCUAUCUGAUAAAUACCUUGGCGAACAAUGUACUGCAGAUGCUGGAUAUCCAGGCAUCCCAGCUACGAAGGAUGGAAUCUUCAAUCAAUCACAUUUCACAAACUGUUGAUAUUCAUAAAGAGAAAGUUGCAAGAAGAGAAAUUGGUAUUUUGACUACCAAUAAAAACACUUCAAGGACACAUAAGAUUAUUGCUCCAGCCAAUCUUGAACGACCGGUUCGUUAUAUUAGAAAACCUAUUGACUAUACAAUUCUAGAUGAUAUUGGACACGGAGUAAAGUGGUUGCUUAGAUUUAAGGUGAGUACCCAGAAUAUGAAGAUGGGUGGGCUGCCGCGUACAACACCUCCAACUCAGAAACCCCCCAGUCCCCCUAUGUCAGGGAAAGGGACACUUGGGCGGCACUCCCCCUAUCGCACACUGGAGCCAGUGCGUCCUCCAGUGGUACCAAAUGAUUACGUACCUAGCCCAACCCGUAAUAUGGCUCCCUCGCAGCAGAGCCCUGUGAGGACAGCUUCUGUGAAUCAAAGAAAUCGAACUUACAGCAGCAGUGGGAGUAGUGGAGGAAGUCACCCCAGUAGUCGGAGCAGCAGCCGUGAGAACAGUGGAAGUGGGAGCGUAGGAGUUCCCAUUGCUGUUCCUACUCCCUCUCCUCCCAGUGUCUUUCCAGCCCCUGCUGGCUCUGCUGGUACUCCUCCCCUUCCUGCUACUUCUGCAUCUGCCCCUGCCCCUCUUGUUCCUGCUACUGUCCCUUCCUCCACUGCCCCUGAAGCAGCUGCUGGGGGUGCCCAGACCCUUGCUGAUGGCUUCACUUCUCCAACUCCCCCUGUUGUUUCUUCCACUCCCCCUGCAGGUCAUCCUGUGCAGUUCUACAGCAUGAAUAGACCUGCCUCUCGCCAUACCCCCCCAACAGUAGGGGGCUCAUUGCCCUAUAGACGCCCUCCUUCUAUAACUUCACAAACAAGCCUUCAGAAUCAGAUGAAUGGAGGACCUUUUUAUAGCCAGAAUCCAGUAUCUCUUGCUCCUCCUCCUCCCUCCAUCCUACAGGUAACUCCUCAGUUACCUUUAAUGGGAUUUGUGGCCAGAGUCCAAGAAAAUAUUUCAGAUGCACCACCGCCGCCGCCACCUGCAGAAGAACCAGUCUUUGAUGAAUCCCCCCCUCCACCACCUCCCCCAGAAGAUUACGAAGAGGAGGAGGCCGCAGUGGUUGAGUAUAGUGAUCCUUAUGCUGAAGAGGACCCACCGUGGGCUCCAAGGUCUUAUUUGGAGAAAGUUGUGGCAAUUUAUGAUUAUACAAAAGACAAGGAAGAUGAGCUGUCUUUUCAGGAGGGAGCCAUUAUUUAUGUCAUCAAGAAGAACGACGACGGUUGGUAUGAGGGAGUUAUGAAUGGAGUGACUGGGCUCUUUCCUGGGAACUAUGUGGAGUCCAUCAUGCAUUAUUCUGAAUAAAGCUCGGCAGGGCUGUUUCCCUCCCAGGAAUAGUCAGGACUUCCCAGAUUAUCACAAGGCCCUGGGAUUCCCCUCCAGUGAAGUGAAUGAAGGAUACAAAUGAUAAAAACUACUUAUGUGGUUUUCUUUUUUUUUCAGUUUAUCCCCCAGUAUUAAAACAAAAAAGCAAACUGAGUGUGAACAAAUGGAUUUUUCUGUCAUCAUUUGUACUAUGCUGAGCUGUCUAGAUUGAAAUAAAGUGACCAGUUCUGAAUAUGUGGAUGGUAUAACAGCAAAACUAUAUAAAACAAAUCAGGUUAAGACUGAUUCAGAACAAAAAUCUGGGAUCCUUCUCAGGAAUACUGUACACCUGUGGGAUUUCUCCUCCUGCAGAAUCCGGCAUUGCAUUGGAUGUCCUUCAGUGCCUGUGCUAAAAGGGUUAGCCUGGUGGCUACUGCGUCCCCCAUACUCUUCCACUUUUAUGAAGAGGGAACCAAUAUUUGAAUACCAUACUUAACCAUUUUUAGUUGUUUCAGAUGGCUCAUUUCCUCUUUAACACUGUAAAUUCUGCAUUCUCUCAGAACCUGGGUGCACCAGAGUUAAUGCUGAACUGAUUUGCAUCCCUCCAUGUUUCUCAGUUUGUAGAUUAUGAUGAAAUGAGUCUCCAAACAUUCUGAGGGUGGUUGAAUGCCAGUUUGAUGUUAAUGUGCUGCUGCUGCAUGAGACUGCAUUGCCGCUAAUGGCCAGUGCACCCGGAUGAGUGAAGCUUGGAAGCCUGGUUUAUGUGCUGAAGUAGGCGUGCGAAGCUAGACAUGAAGGUUAAGAUUCUGGAGAGGUUGAACUGUAGAAAUGUGCUGCCCAGUGGGCAUCCUAAGACCUCGCCUGAGGCACUGGUUUGAGUAGGAUUUUGGAAGUCAGACCAACUAUUUCUUUACUUUCACUAUUUAGAAAAACAUUGUUUUUGGGAAAAUAGUUAUUUUCAAGUUUCUUUAUAGUCACUGGGUAUAAAAGGCUUGCUACUGUAAUCUUGGAAUGUUAUUAAUGGCCAGUGUUAGCUGCUGCUGAGUUGUUUACUCACUUAACUCUAGAAAAAGGUACUUUCCUGAUUUUGUGGUUGGCUUUGGAAGUAGCUUCCCUUGCUAAGAAUUUGAACCUUCUUUCUCAGACUAAGACUAGUGGGAUAAGGCCAAAUACUUAUCCAAUUACGUAGAUUAAAAACUGAUAGAACUUUGAAAGAAGCAGUACUUUUUAAUUUGCCCCAUUAUAGCUUCAAGUUCAGUGGAGAUGGUAAUUCUGAUGGCUUUAAUCAUUUCUAUGAUCAGUAUAAGAAUUACUGAAAAAAAUCCAGGAGGACUUUCUUUGCUGCUCAGCAGGUGAAUACUUGGCGAUGAACUAGCUCAUGAUCAGGCCCAGCACUGUCCCAGUGACUUGGCCUGAAGAGAGCUUUGCCAAGUGACUUUCCUCUUCUGGGUCAAAGGGGAGAGGCAAUAGCUGCCCAUACAGUUGACCUUCCACACCACAGGUCUGAAAUGCACAGGUCCAUGUACACAGGAUUUGUUUAUCAAUACACAGUCCCUCCAUACUCCUGGGUUUUGCAUCUGCAGAUUAAACCAGGUACAAUUAAAAACAGUAUUUUCAAUUUGCAGUUGGAAACCCACAAAUGUGGAGGACCAACUGUGUGCGUUUUUAUGCCAUUUUGUAUAAGGGACUUCAGCAUCCAAGGAUUUUGAUUAUCUGUGGGGGGAGGGGAGGUGUUGGUUCUGGACCAGUCCCCCGUGGAUAUAGAGGACUGACUAUAGUUAAGUUUGGGAGAGUUAAGUUAUAGGUGAAUUUUCAGUUGCACAGGUCUCAGUGCCCCUAACUCCUGUGUUGUUCAAGGGUCAACUGUAAAUCAGAUGCAGGCCUUGAACAUGAGAUAGUGUAGAGGAACUUGAAAAUGAACAUGUGCAGUAGUGUGAGGGAAUUCAGAUGGUGUAGGCAGAAGUUAAUAUUCCACUUGUGUAUGUGGGCACAAAACAUCACCAUUUAUUUGAGACCCAGAUACAGAGCUUCCUUAUCAAGACUUUGUUGUUAAGUUACAGCCCCUACCCCGCCCCCAACACACACAUACAAGUCAGUUAUUUUGCCUUUAGCUCUCUUCAACCCUUCCCCUUUGCUUUUGUACUUUUGUUGCGUCAUCUCCACAUCCAUUAUUCCGUUUUCCUUUAAAGUAAUGGCCCUGAGUGUCCUCAGCUUUCAGCCUCUUUAUGGACCUAAUCUAGCCCAUACUAGGAUAGGUUAAAUAAUUCUUAUUGUUGGAGUAAAGAGGAAAAUUUUUAAAAUUAGAUGUUCCAAUUAUUUAUUUAAAUACCUUUUGCUUAGAGAGCUUAGUGGAUUUAAUAAGGCAGAGGGUAUUUUGAAAUCCAGCACAUGGUUCCACAGCUCACACCGACAAGCAGACAACUGUACAGCAGGAGUUGGUGGUGGUCCGCCUGCCUAGUGGACCCACUGGGUUGGGGAGUGUGGAAGACACUGGUGAAGUCCUUCAUACUGAAAACCUGCAGCAGGGGAUCCAUGGGUCAGCUCAUUUUUUCCCCUAUUAUUUAGUACUAAUGUGUGAUUUUUUUUUUUUCUUAAAUACAUGUUGGAUUUUCCACAUACUUUAAAAUUUUUGUAGUUUUGAAUUCUAUAUAUUGUCUUGGAAGGAUACUCUGAAAUGAUGGGCCAAGCCUACAAUAAUUGGAGACUUUUAAUGUAUGUAAUUAUUUCAUAGAUUGCAUGCUACUAAUAGUCUGUGAGGGUAGUAUUUCUUGUUUUAGUGUAAGUUUCCCCAUUUAUCUUUUUAAAAAUCAGAUGAAACGGUGGGCAGUAGGAAUUCCAAAUGAAUGUAGAAAUCUUACAUGCUACAUAAUAUUGUAGUGAAGAUGAUGCAAGUCUAAAAUGUGCUGACCAAUAAGCAACCAUAUUGUCAAGAUAGAGAAUCUAAUGGGAGAGGGAAUUUUUUCCUUCUGAAAUGUCUUUUUGACACUCCCUAUUUCCUUAAAAAAAAAAAAGUGACUUAAGAGUUCUUUUUUUUUUUUUUUUGGUAUUAUUGUUUGAAAGGCCAUGGUGGUAUGAAUGAAAAUAUAUUUGUUGUCAUUGACCUUAUGGCCAAGGCAGUAACUCUCAAACAGUGUCCACAUGUCAAACUCUAGACCUGAGAGACCCAGCCUGCUGUGCUGAAAAGCUAACUUUUUUUGCUCAGUAUUUUCCAUCUUUUGGCUGUUGGCUUUCUAUCUCCCUCAGGGGCACCUUAGGGUGGGCAACCGUCUGCUACUUUCAUGUUCCUCGAACUCACUGGGUGAGAUGUUUUAUCCCUCCUUUCCCCCUCCCGCGUCUGUUUAUUACACAACUAUAUUUUCAGUGAUUUCUGUAAUGUAGCUGCUCCUUGGCAGUCUUAGGUUGAUUGAAAAUGAUUUACUUGAGUUUUCUGUUUGAGAGGCAUCAAAGUGAUGGUAGUUUGCUUUUAUCCUUGUGUUCAUUUUCUUGUAGUAGGUGACCUUUCUGCAUUAGGAACUGUUCAUUUUUAUUAUCAUUUCUGCUCAGUGGAGAGCAAGGCCACCUUUCCUGUUGAAAAGAAUUUGAUGGAGGAAAUGAUAGGUGACUGCCAAGUCUCUGAAAGAAUGGGGAUCUGAAUCACUUCCCAGCUGCUUUGGCCAGAACUCUUGAGUUGUGUUACGGUGGUGAUUUCCCUCACAUGAUUUACUUAGAAUCAUAGAAUUUUAUUGCUAGAUGAGAUUUCAAUUUCACUUUACUGAUGAGGUUAGAUGUUUUAUUUUAGGUAACAGCUAAUAAAUAAUGGUAAAGCUCACAACUUCGUGCCUCUUGGUACUUUCUACAACUGUCUUAAUUAAAUGUGCUGUAUGUUUCUUUAAAAAUUGAGUUCUACUUGAUGUCUUCAGGAAGAUACUUGAAAAGAUAUGCUUGCUAUGUUUUGAUAAAUACCACCAGAGUAUUCAAACUUGUUUAAAGGAGUAUACUAAGUGCAACCUGAAUUAGGGAAAUCUUCAUUUUAACCAUUCCAAAACUACACUCAAUGCAAAUGUUCUUUUCCAUUAGGUGUAUGUAACAAAAACAUCUUUUCAGCACUGGUAGGAGCACAGCAAACGGCCUUAUUUAAAGAGAGCCUUAUAAAGCAGUUCUUUUAUUACAUAGGGGCAUUGUGCUUACUACCAUAUGUUUACUUUAUGCUGAUCUUUGUUCCUAUUUCUUGUUGGGAAUCAUAAUUCUUUAAAAAAAAAAAAACCCCAACCCUGACAAAUGAAAUGACAGAACCUAACUUGUAUAAAAAAAAAAAAAAUCCUUGCUAAUUAUCUUGUUUAAAAAAAAAACACCCAAAAAGUCAAAAACCAAAAAGCUUAUUUUCACAUUAAAAUGGAAACAUCUUUUGCAACCUCAGAAGUCUAUGAAAAAGCAAUUUUUAUCAUAGUUUGUGUCCAUGCAUCUUUCUCCUUAACAAAGUGGUUUACAGAGAACGUAAAUGUUAUCUGGCCAGUUGUACUUUUAGCUCCCAGGUGGGAGGAUUGGGGUUCUGAGCAAAAACCGUGCAAGAAAAUGCGAGGGAGCAGUCUAUUGCCAGUAAUGUUUCUUGUGUGUGCCAUUAAACCACCUCCAUGAGUCGGGGAGAAUUCACUUUUUAGUUUUGAAAUUGUACUUGGAAUUGUUGCUGUGUACUAAGACCUUGACCUAAAUAAAAUC